UGCACACAAACCAAAAAUGACAGCUACGGAGUACCCAAAUACAUCUCCGGAUCCGGGAUCCGGGGUAUCAACUCCAAAUUCAUUAGAGAAGAAGGCACUUGCUGAACAACUUGGCGAUGUCCACAUGAAUAUUCUUCCUCCAAAGAAAUUAAUCAUUUGUUUGGCUGCCAUGUCCUUAGGACUUUUCAUCAGCUUUUCCGAUCAAACCUCCAUAACUGUGGCACUUCCAAAUAUUGCCUCUGAUUUAAAUGCUGAAACAACCAUUAAUUGGGCAGGUACAUCUGCUCUCUUAGCAAACACAGUGUUCCAAGUCUUGUUUGGUAGGUUGUCAGACAUCUUUGGUCGUAAAACUGUUCUUAUGACAUGUCUUGCUAUUCUUGCAAUUUCAGAUUUAGCAUGCGGAUUUGCACAAACUGGAGUACAAUUUUUCAUCUUUAGAGCCUUUGCAGGUAUUGGCAAUGGAGGUAUUCAAUCUCUCACCAUGGUGAUUAUGAGUGAUAUUGUUACAUUAAAACAGAGAGGGAAAUAUCAAGGAAUUUUAGGGGCCCAAGUUGGAUUAGGGAAUGCUAUUGGACCAUUUAUUAUGGCGGGGUUCAUUAAACAUUCCAAAUGGAGAAAUUUUUAUUAUAUGAUGACUCCAUUGGUUUGUCUUGUAGCAAUCACCAUCUUCAUUUUGGUUAAGAAUGAUAGUACUAAAAAUAAUUUAGAUAAUGUUUUAUCAAAUCGGGAGAAAUUUAAAAAUAUUGAUUAUUUUGGAUUAAUCUUCCUGUCAGCUGCAUUGACACUUUUAUUGAUUCCAAUCAGUGGAGGUGGAUCCACAUAUGCAUGGAAUAGCACCAUUGUUAUUGUGAUGUUUAUAAUUGGUACCUUGUGUCUUUGUGGAUUCCUUUUCAUCGAAUGGAAAGUUUCUAGAUUACCAAUGAUCCCACUUCGUCUUUUCAAACAUUUACUGUUGUCACAAGUCUUAUUAUCCAAUUUCCUCUUUGGAAUGGCUUAUUAUGGAUUCCUUUAUUAUAUGCCAUAUUAUUUCCAAAUUGUUAGAAAUUUGGAUGUUAUUGUAUCAACAGUAUUUCUUUUACCCUUAGUUUUGAUGCAAUCCAUUAUUUCUAUUGUUUCAGGGCAAGUGAUUUCAUAUACGGGACAUUAUUUACCAACCAUUAUUUGUGGGUACGUCUUGUGGACUUUAAGUUGUGGUCUUUUACUUUUGUGGGAUACAAAUACAAACUAUGGGGCCAUUGCGGUAAUUUUAUUUAUUAUGGGAUGUGGAGUUGGAUGUACAUUCCAACCAACAAUGAUUGCAGCACAAGCGCAGGCGCGGAGAAGUGAAAGAGCAGUUGUGAUUUCUACUCGUAAUGUGAUUCGUUCCUUUGGUGGGGCAGUAGGGGUAGCAAUGGGGUCUUUAAUCGUUAGUAAUUCACUUUUAAAGGAAAUCACCAAAGCUGAAGCUUCCCCACAAGAUUAUGGGAAUAUUCCACAGAGCUAUUUACUUUAUUUUAAAGCUCAUUUAUAUAAUCGGAUUGAAAUGACAGGAAUCUCCGAGACUCAAGCUCAUUUCAUUAGAAAGAUGUAUAUGAAAUCAAUCCGUGAUUUCUUUUAUUUGACCAUCCCAUUGAUUGGUAUUUGCUUGGUAUCGACAUUGGUUGUCAAAGACACCGGGUUACAAUGUAUUGAUGAGAAGAGACCAGAAUUAGAAGAAAAGAAGAAGUAAUAAAUAUAUGAAUUUCUAUAUAGAUAUAUAAUGAAUAAUACUUCAAAUUAAAUUACUAUUUUUAUUUUAAUAUUUAUCUA
[Candida] anglica is the source of this 1788-nucleotide messenger RNA. NCBI's taxonomy places the organism in Eukaryota, Fungi, Ascomycota, Pichiomycetes, Serinales, Debaryomycetaceae. The record is from the annotation of a GenBank genome assembly.